Psilocybe cubensis is the source of this 834-nucleotide messenger RNA. RefSeq lists its product as uncharacterized. The record is from RefSeq and is a predicted model, not a curated record. Bases 1 to 834 code for a protein of 277 amino acids. NCBI's taxonomy places the organism in Eukaryota, Fungi, Basidiomycota, Agaricomycetes, Agaricales, Agrocybaceae. The transcript has 4 exons.
AUGAGCGUUCAUCUCAUUAGGCUAGAUGAUCGUGAUCCUUCUAUUAUAUAUUCCAAUGCUACCUGGGCUUCAGCAGGAAACGGCUACGAGUAUAUGCGUACCACCUCCAGAAGUAACCGAGUCGGAGCGUAUAUGAGAAUUCCUUUCAAUGGCACCAAAAUCGCGAUCUAUGGAACCAUUGACUCUUCCACCAUCGGCACGCUCCCCCAGUCCCUCAUCACCAUCGAUGAUGCUCGGGGAUUUAUAUUUCUAGCCGACCAAACUGCGGAGGUUCAGUACCAGCAAAAGUUCUGGGAGUCGGGCAAUUUACCUCCUGGUCCCCACCUUCUCACCGUUAACAUUAUAUCCGGCUCUUCCAUGAAAGCUGCGUUCACCUUCGACUACGUCGAAUAUUAUCCAGUUGACUUAAACUCGAACUUGACAUCCGCUUCUACCUCGUCAUCGACCUCUACAUCUACCCCCUCUAGUGUCUCAUCAACGUCGAACGCAUCCGGCUCAGGUCAUAAAAAAUCCUCAACACCUGUGAUACUUUUGGACGACGAUCGCCGUCACAUAACGAAAGAAGCAUUACACCUUUCAUUACGCACAGCCGGAAUCCCUCAAAUGCCUUCACAGUACCUCUCUUCUAGAGCUGCUGCCCAAACGCCUUCAAUACGAAAUGGCGUCUCAUCCAGUCAAAAAUCUUCCUCUGGUGGUGCUUCCAGCAGUCAACAAACUACCGGCCAGGUAAACAAUACUCCUCUGAGCCCUGGAGAGGAACGACGUAACCCGCCUCCUCGCUACGAGUCGUACAGAUUCCCUAGAGCUCCGCCGGCCCAAACAACGAACUCAUAA